Electrophorus electricus (electric eel) is the source of this 2496-nucleotide messenger RNA. RefSeq names its product G patch domain containing 11 (gene gpatch11). Gene Ontology annotation, molecular function: nucleic acid binding. The record is from RefSeq and is a predicted model, not a curated record. Gene Ontology annotation, cellular component: kinetochore. Lineage: Eukaryota; Metazoa; Chordata; Actinopteri; Gymnotiformes; Gymnotidae.
AUCAAGAAAAAUGGCGAAUGACGAAGAGGAUUAUAUGUCUGAUGCUUUUCUUACCCAAAUGUUUCUCUAGCAGUCCACCCAGCCACCUAAUGGGCAGCCUUGAGAUUUUCUUGAGAUUUCUCUCGAAAAUCACAUUGGCUUUAUUCUGUAUGUACUAAUGAGGUAAGCAAGGUACGGGUUAGAAUGGAUGUUAGGCCUGGCAUGCCAAUGGUGAAACGUGCAAAGGAGGCUUUAAGGAGAGAGACACUCCACAAAGAGAAAAAUAUUCAGAAUAAUCAGAAAAGCUACAAGGAACAUGAGCGGGAUAGACGAGAUGCUGCACUGGAGACCUCCAUAAGUUCUGAAAAUAAAGGUUUUGCAUUGUUAAGUAAGAUGGGAUACAAACUAGGACAAGGCCUAGGAAAAGAAGGUGGUGGACGAGUUGAACCAAUUCCAAUCAAUAUCAAAACAGAUCGAGGGGGCAUUGGAAUGAUGGAGCUCAAGAAAAGGAAGGCAGAAGAAAAAUUAGAAAAUUACAGAAAAAAAGAGCAGACGAAACAACAGAUAGAGAAGAAAUCUUUUGAGGACUUCAGAGAGCGCAAGAGAUCAGAAAAAGACAAGCACCAAACAGAGCAAGACCUGAGAAAGAGCCAGCAGGCCUGUGAACAGCUUGACAGUCAAAAGGGUAUGAUUGUACCAAAGGACAGCUGGUACUGGCCUGAAGUAAUUAAGGAUGAAGAUGGUGAUCAUAGUGAUGAGUCCACCAUUGAGGGAAGUAAAGAGAAGGAGGAAUUAACACCAUUAGUCAAGCUGCAGUUUAUCACAUCAUAUUUAAGAAGUAUGCAUUUCUACUGCUUAUGGUGUGGGACAGCAUAUGGUGAUGAGGAGGAUUUAAAAUUGAAUUGUCCUGGUGAUACAGCAGCAGAUCACAAUGACUAAAACAUCAAGAUUAUUUUGGAGCCCUGCCUGCUUAUUGUCAGAUUUGCUCUUAUUUCACUCUUCUUAUUGCAUGUUUGUUUAUUUUUUUACUGCACUCUUUCAGAUGUUUUGAAGCACCUUUCAAAUUUUAUUCAACACUGUUGAGAUUGACUGACUGGAUUUCUGUCCCCAGUGAUUGACAUCAGAAGCUUGAUUUUAUUAUUUCUAAAUAACUAUGUAUGAUGUAAUAUUUUUGUUUUAAAAACAGAACAUGGAUGUUCCAUAAAAAACAAAAGGUGUAAUUUAGUGUAAGCUUGUAGGAGAAGUACAAUGAUGAAUAAACUAAGAUCAGGACUAAUAAAUUACACUAAUCUAUUUAUUUAGCUAGAAUAUGAAGUAAAAUGAGUGGUCCUAUUUUCUUACUUGAGCUUUAUUUUCAAAAGUCAGGUAAAGCUCCCUUAUACAGUGCUUUUCACUUUCUCACCCUCUUUGAGUCAACAACCCAGAUAGUGAGCAAAAGCUAUGUAGCAAACAAAAGCCUUAGUUAAAUGUACAGUAUAGUUUGUGCCUUUGGCAUGGUUCUUCUAAGAGUGUAUGUGAGUGCUGAAGUGACAGUAUCAGACACUAGACAAUAACAACAUUAGUUGAAUUAAGAGCACAUGUUCAAUUAAACCCACUUGCAGCAAAUGUUUGCAAACCGCUGCCGAUGUUUUGCACCUGUGUUCCAUUUGGAUCAAAGACUAUAGUAUCCACAUACAACAUGAAAUUGGGGUCUUCUGGCCGUAAAUUAAGCCCCCAUUACCUCGGCCUCUUUAAGGUACUCAGACACGAUUUCUUAUCGUAUACAGCUCCGACCUUGCAGUCGUAUCAAUCCGACCUUCCAUGUCUCCUUGCUAAAACCUGUUCACUAUAGCCCUUUCUCUGCAGGUUUUGCUCCUGCCAGUCCUCCUGCUCCUCUACAUAUAGACGGCCAGCCUACCUAUUUAGUAUGAGUUGUCCUGGAUUCCUGCAGGUGUAGGGUUCACCGGCAAUACCUCAUCAAUUGGGAGUGGUAUGGACCGAAGGAACAAUCAUGGGUGCCUACAGGAAACAUACUGGACUCCUCACUCAUCUCUGAAUUCCAUGCCGCCCAUCCAGACUGUCCCAGUCCCAGAGGCUGGGGCAGGCUGAGGGUAGUUCAUUCUCUGUUGUCUGGAGCCGCCUGUCAGAGGGGGCAGGGGUUCUGUUACGAAUUUGGCCCAGCCCACUAGUUUUACCGCACCCAGACCUAGAUCACCUUCUCCUGAGUACUAAUGAGUGACAACUGUUUUUUGCAUCUGUUCCCUUUUAAAGACUCCUGUUCUCCCAGACCUCUUUGUGAAGUAUUGCCAUGCUAGUAUGCAUACCAAGUGUUCUCUUCUGUUGAUUUUUUCUGUUUCCUCCCAAGACUAUGCCUUGCUCCUAGCCCUUCGAUUCACACUGGACUCUGCCAGGUUGUGAACCUGGAUUUGACCACUCUGCAUCGUGAUCUCCUGGUUGCUAAUGCCAAUCCUAUUAACUCCUCAAACGGUCCCUACCUGUAUUGUGAUCCCAUUAAAGUCUUUACCAUUUGGAUCCAAA